Molecule: messenger RNA, 10413 nt
Organism: Manis pentadactyla (Chinese pangolin)
Lineage: Eukaryota; Metazoa; Chordata; Mammalia; Pholidota; Manidae
Product: kalirin-like
Exons: 27
Coding region: 268-4137 (1289 amino acids)
Biological process (GO): axon guidance; intracellular signal transduction; protein phosphorylation
Cellular component (GO): cytoplasm; postsynaptic density
Molecular function (GO): guanyl-nucleotide exchange factor activity; protein kinase activity; ATP binding
Source: RefSeq, a predicted model, not a curated record
GCGGUCGCCGGCAGCUCCACCGGAGCGGCCGGCGGGUCCCCAGCAAAGCGCGGGACAGGGGAACCCCGCCCCCAUCGGGCCCUCCCUCCCGCCGGGACCCCGCCUCCUCCCCAAGGUAGCUGCGGCUCGCUGGAAGCCGGGAGGACAGCGGGGAGCGAGCGAGGGGGGACCGGGCGCCCGGCCGCGGCGCUACAGUUCCCUGCCCGGGGCGCGCCCACCCGCUGCCGGCGCCCAGGCCAUGCCGGAGCGCUGGGGCCGCGCGGCAGCAUGAAGGGCGGCGACCAGGCUUACAGCCGAGGCCCCUCUCUGUGGCUCUUCGCGAAAUGCUGCUGUUGCCUCCCGUGCAGAGAUGCAUACUCUCAUUCCUCAAGUGAAAAUGGAGGCAAAUCCGAGUCAGUGGCCAAUCUGCAGGCUCAGCCCUCCCUGAACUCCAUCCACAGCUCCCCUGGUCCCAAGCGUUCCACCAACACCCUUAAGAAGUGGCUGACAAGUCCCGUACGCCGGCUCAACAGCGGGAAAGCAGACGGAAACAUCAAGAAACAGAAGAAAGUACGGGAUGGUCGGAAGAGCUUCGACCUGGGAUCUCCCAAGCCUGGAGAUGAGACAGCCCCUCAGGGAGACAGUGCUGAUGAGAAGAGCAAGAAAGGUUGGGGUGAAGACGAGCCAGACGAGGAGUCACACACACCCCUGCCUCCACCCAUGAAGAUCUUCGACAACGACCCUGCGCAGGACGAGAUGUCCUCCUCUUUGCUAGCAGCCCGGCAGGCCUCCACGGAAGUACCCACUGCUGCAGACCUUGUCAGUGCAAUAGAACAGUUGGUCAAAAACAAGCUGAGUCUAGAAGGAGGCUCAUACCGGGGGAGCCUGAAAGACCCUGCAGGCUGCCUGAAUGAGGGGAUGACCCCACCUGCACCUCCUAGAAACCUGGAAGAAGAACAGAAAGCCAAGGCCCUGAGAGGCAGGAUGUUUGUCCUGAACGAGCUGGUCCAGACAGAGAAGGACUAUGUCAAGGAUCUGGGGGUUGUCGUGGAGGGCUUCAUGAAGAGAAUAGAAGAAAAGGGCGUCCCUGAGGACAUGCGAGGAAAGGACAAGAUCGUGUUUGGAAAUAUUCACCAGAUUUAUGACUGGCAUAAAGAUUUUUUCCUGGCUGAACUGGAAAAAUGUAUCCAGGAGCAAGACAGAUUGGCACAGCUCUUUAUUAAACAUGAGCGGAAGCUGCACAUCUAUGUGUGGUACUGCCAGAACAAGCCGCGCUCUGAGUACAUCGUGGCUGAGUACGACGCCUACUUUGAAGAGGUGAAACAGGAGAUAAAUCAGAGGCUGACGCUGAGCGACUUCCUUAUCAAGCCCAUUCAGAGAAUAACAAAAUAUCAGUUGCUCCUCAAGGACUUCCUGAGAUACAGCGAGAAGGCUGCUUUGGAAUGUUCAGAUAUCGAGAAAGCAGUGGAGUUAAUGUGCCUUGUUCCAAAACGCUGCAAUGACAUGAUGAAUCUGGGACGCCUGCAGGGCUUUGAGGGCACCCUGACGGCUCAGGGGAAGUUGCUUCAGCAGGACACGUUCUAUGUGAUCGAGCUGGAUGCAGGCAUGCAGUCCCGGACCAAGGAGAGGCGUGUGUUCCUCUUCGAGCAAAUUGUCAUCUUCAGCGAACUGCUCAGGAAGGGAUCUCUCACCCCAGGCUACAUGUUCAAAAGGAGCAUCAAGAUGAAUUACUUGGUCCUGGAGGAGAACGUGGACAAUGACCCCUGCAAGUUUGCCCUGAUGAACAGGGAGACUUCUGAGAGGGUCAUUCUGCAGGCUGCCAACGCUGACAUCCAGCAGGCCUGGGUCCAAGACAUCAGUCAAGUCUUAGAAACACAGCGAGACUUCUUGAAUGCACUACAGUCGCCCAUUGAGUAUCAGCGGAAAGAAAGGACCACAGCCGUGAUGAGGCCCCAGGCGGCUAGGGGUCCCCAAGCCAGUCCCAGGCCCUACUCUUCUGUCCCCGUGGGCUCUGAGAAACCCCCAAAGGGCUCCAGCUAUAACCCGCCUCUGCCACCCCUGAAGAUAUCUACCUCCAAUGGCAGCCCAGGGUUUGACUAUCACCAGUCUGGGGACAAGUUCGAGGCCAACAAGCAGAGUGACCUGGGAGGCUGCAACGGAACCUCAUCCAUGGCUGUGAUCAAAGAUUACUAUGCACUGAAGGAGAAUGAAAUCUGUGUGAGCCAAGGUGAGGUGGUCCAGGUCCUCGCCGUCAACCAGCAGAACAUGUGCCUGGUGUACCAGCCUGCCAGCGACCACUCCCCCGCAGCCGAGGGCUGGGUCCCAGGCAGCAUCCUGGCUCCCCCCACCAAAGCCACGGCGGCGGCAGAAAACAGUGACGGGAGCAUCAAGAAGUCAUGUUCAUGGCAUACUCUACGCAUGAGAAAGCGGGCGGAAAUGGAGAACACGGGUAAAAAUGAAGCCACAGGGCCUCGUAAACCCAAGGAUAUUCUGGGCAACAAAGUCUCUGUUAAAGAGACGAACAGUUCCGAGGAGUCAGAGUGUGAUGAUCUUGACCCUAAUACUAGCAUGGAGAUCUUAAAUCCAAAUUUCAUCCAAGAAGUGGCCCCAGAAUUCCUUGUGCCCUUAGUGGAUGUGACCUGCUUGCUUGGGGACACAGUGACAUUGCAGUGCAAAGUCUGUGGGCGGCCAAAGCCCAUCAUCACCUGGAAGGGUCCAGACCAGAACAUCCUCGACACUGACAACAGCUCAGCCACGUACUCCGUGUCCUCCUGUGAUUCUGGGGAAAUCACCCUAAAGAUCUGCAAUCUGAUGCCCCAAGACAGCGGGAUUUAUACCUGCAUAGCUACAAACGACCAUGGGACCACAUCAACGUCAGCUACAGUUAAAGUGCAAGGUGUUCCAGCUGCCCCCAACCGCCCCAUUGCCCAGGAGAGAAGCUGCACAUCUGUGAUCCUCCGCUGGCUGCCCCCAUCCAGCACAGGAAACUGCACUAUUUCCGGCUACACCGUGGAGUACAGAGAGGAAGGUUCCCAGGCCUGGCAGCAGUCUGUGGCUUCAACCUUGGACACUUACCUCGUCAUCGAAGACCUCAGUCCUGGGAGUCCUUACCAGUUCAGAGUCAGUGCCAGUAACCCCUGGGGGAUCAGCCUUCCCAGCGAGCCCUCAGAGUUCGUGCAACUUCCAGAAUACGACGCUGCUGCUCAUGGGGCCGCCGUUUCCUGGAAGGAAAACUUUGAUUCGGCUUAUACUGAGUUGAAUGAAAUUGGAAGAGGCCGUUUCUCCAUAGUAAAGAAGUGCAUUCAUAAAGCCACCCGCAAGGACGUCGCUGUGAAAUUUGUUAGUAAAAAAAUGAAGAAGAAAGAGCAGGCUGCCCAUGAGGCGGCCCUACUUCAGCACCUGCAGCACCCCCAGUACAUCACCCUCCAUGACACCUACGAGUCCCCCACGUCCUACAUCCUGAUUUUGGAACUGAUGGAUGAUGGCCGGCUUUUAGACUACCUUAUGAAUCAUGAUGAACUGAUGGAAGAAAAGGUAGCUUUCUACAUCCGAGACAUCAUGGAAGCUCUGCAGUACCUCCACAACUGCAGGGUUGCACAUUUGGACAUAAAGCCUGAAAACCUGCUCAUUGACCUGCGGAUUCCAGUGCCUCGAGUGAAGCUCAUCGACUUGGAGGAUGCUGUCCAGAUCUCAGGUCACUUCCACAUCCACCACCUGCUGGGGAAUCCUGAGUUUGCUGCCCCAGAAGUGAUCCAAGGCAUUCCUGUCUCUCUGGGCACAGACAUCUGGAGCAUAGGGGUUCUUACCUAUGUCAUGCUGAGUGGGGUCUCCCCCUUCUUGGAUGAGAGCAAAGAGGAGACAUGUAUCAAUGUGUGCAGGGUGGACUUCAGCUUCCCCCAUGAAUACUUCUGCGGCGUGAGCAAUGCCGCCAGAGAUUUCAUCAAUGUGAUCUUGCAGGAAGACUUCCGGAGGAGGCCCACAGCAGCCACCUGUCUACAGCACCCAUGGCUGCAGCCCCACAAUGGAAGCUACUCCAAGAUCCCCCUGGACACUUCCCGCCUGGCAUGCUUCAUAGAACGCCGCAAGCAUCAGAAUGACGUGCGGCCUAUUCCCAACGUGAAGAGCUACAUUGUCAACCGGGUAAACCAAGGCACAUAGCCACCUUCUGGCCCCUGAGGUUUCACAUGGAACGCAGGGUGAACCAAAGCAAGACUGAAUGUGUCUGUAAAUAACUCAGUUAAUUAUUUCACUCCAUGGGGUUCUCUGGAUUGAGAAAUGUACCUCUUAACCUCAUCAGUGGUUAUUCAGGGCCUGGGCAGCAGUAAAACCAUCCUAAAUCCAGGGGCUUUCCAGAUGGUCAUUUACAAGAGAGAAAGAUGCAAAGUCACAGAAAGUAUUAAGAAGAGAGAGACAAGGAUAACAAGAAUAUUAGCUCUUACAAAAUUGUAAUCAUGUGUUCCAAAAUGAUUGGUUAACUGGGCAAACUUAAGCUCACCAUAGUGAGUAUAAAAGGUCUCUGCCUUUGCUGAAAUUUUAAGCAAAAAGUUCUAUUUAACAGAGAUGUCAAGUAUGUCAACUAUUCUGGUUUAGAUUAUUUAGAUAUAGUUUCCUAGUAGGAUACAUAUACACAUACAGUAAAAUAUAUCCCAUUCAUGUUUCAGAGUUUUAUAAUACAGAGAUAUAUAUGAGAUCAAUCAUAAAUAACUUUGAGUGCUCCAGUUAAGACAGUAAUUUAUUUAUCAAAGCAUUACAUUGUUUUGACUAAGCACAAUUAGAUGACAAGUUUUUUAGAACAUUUUAUAAAUCUUGUAUAGAAAUCUUUUACCAGAACCCAUUAAGAAAAAGCAAUGUUACCCUUUUGCAAUCUGUGAGUGAGAAGAUUUUUUCUCUGAGUCACGGGUAUUUGAUUAACAUAGGUUCUGUCUAUGAAAUGCUACCCCCAAAUUCACUGGCAGCUCAGAGUUAAUCUGGCAGGAAAGCCUGCCAGGAAAUAAGUCCAAAUACAGUAAGAGUUGUGGGGCUAUUUUUAUGUCUACACUUGGUUUAAAAUAACGAACAUAACAGGUUCAUACAAAAGGGCAAGUAGAAACCUUUCCUACAGUUCCUAGGAAGAACUUAGCAACACUUUCUGGUUUCUUCUACAGCUGUAGGAUACAGUCCUCAGAAAGUUGGCUUUCUUUCUUUCUAACCCCUUUUGGAAGCUAAGGGAUGCUUAUCAAAAGGAGGCAGCCAUAUAGGCCUUGUAAGGGCCUGGUUCCAAGUCGUUUUUCAAGCCAUGGAAUAAAAUCCAAUCUAUCACCCUAAUAGAGAAUAGAGUUUUAACUAUGACUGCAAUACUGAUCACCACUCAGCGCUGAUAUUUCCCUGGACCAAAAGGACUAAUUGCACUUUGAGGCCAAUGCUGCUUUCUGGUGUAUAUUCUCCAUACAAGAUGACUAUACAUACAAGACGAACUGCCCUUUUUCCCUCUGGUGGAAAAGAAAAUCAAACCUGGGCAUUUCAUGUUUUUUUUCCUUUUGUUUUUGGGGAAGUUUUCAUUUUUAUGUUUGUACAUAAUCCACCCUUUGUUUUCUAGGAUGUGUUUUGAAAAUUACUGUUAAGCAAAUAAUAUUUUUAAAAUGUAACUGAAGUGUCUGUCAGAUCAGGUUUAAUGGUAUUGCUUCUCUCCUAUAAUAGGAGUGAGAGAAGUUAAAUCAUGCAGCACCGAAGUGCAAGCAGAAAGUUUAUGAAGGAUAAAUAAAACUACAAACCUAUCUAAAUGGAAAAGAAUGCUGGAAACUAAUCCUGAAUUUUAAUAGAUAAAAACACUUAUUCCCACAGUGGAAAUGUAGAAUUAAAAUGUCCAUCAUUCUUUUCCAUUGAUUUCAAAGCCAACUUCCUCAUCCACCCUCCACCCCAUACCGUCUAAGAUUAUAGACUGAUAAAUUAGUAGUAAGUAUGAGCAAUAAGACUAGAUAGCAUUUUGUAUUUUCAGAAUUAACCAAAUAUGUGGAACUUGACUCUGGCUGUAUCUGUUUCCUAGUUCUUGAAUGGCUCUGGGUCAUCAAGGCCCCCUCCCUCAGAGCUCUCUCCUGACUAACCUGCCAUAGUCUUUAUUUAAACCUAUAUGUACAUGAUACACUAUUUUUAAAUUUAAAACAUAUUUACUAAAAAUUCUUUUGGUAAACAUGGCUUCAUUAUGAAAUAUAGCAUAAAAGAAGAAAGCCUGGUCCCUAGGACUCCUCAUGGGAUAGACUGCAAGUUCUGAGGAUUCCAAGUAUCCUCACGGUUAUGGCUUGGCAAGUUCUGUUCUGUCCCCUGGGGACAGUGGUUAAAGAGCCCCCUGAUGAGUCACUUUGAAUUGUUCUGACCAUGCAGGAGAUAAACUGAGAUUCUGCUUGAGACGGAGAGGGCCCAGGAUGGUGGUACGCAGACUGCCCAUGAGCGUUAAUGAAAUCGUGUUUUGGGGAGGGUGGCGGGCAGUGUUAGAGCCAAAGCUUUUAAUCAGCUUUUACAUCAGAGUUGGGAUGGUCCAGAUACGAGGUUUCAUGGAACUCCCCAAGGACACAUGUUGGGGAAGCAAGGAGACAGAAGAGGAGGGACAUAGAAGGGAAAAUAGUAAGAGUCUGUUAACUGGAGCCAAAGUACAAUCAUUAGAGUAGAACAAAUUUCAUAGAGGCCCCAAGAGAAAGGACAUGUAUUUUAUAUAGGUUGAUAACAAGAAAACUAAUAGGGAGGCUCCCUGCCUGCAAAGCUCCUGGUCCUUCCCGACGGUUAGGAGAGUGGUCCUGGUUCAAGAAUUCUCUAGAGCAAGUUGGAAAUAACAAGGAACCCCAGGAGAUGGGGCGGGGAAAUGUACUUUAGGUUGCUCUGUGGGCAGCUGUGAUGAGGGAUGAAGGAUUAGGGACCGGUUUCUUGUACCUGUUUUGGCAGAUAUGUUAAUUACCUUGUGGUAGAGAAGAGAGGAGAGAAAAGAGUUCCCUUUUACUAUAAUUAUGGUAGUUCUCGAAAUCAAGGAAUUAGUUACCUAGGAAUUAGUAAGAGUGAACUUCCAGUUGAAAUGAGAAAGGUAAAUGUUGGUUAAAGUCCCAAGUUUCUUGCUUGGCUUAUAUUCAUUGCAUGGGGUUUUGGGUUUUUUUUGUUGUUGUUUCCUAACGGUGGGACGCAGACAGAAAGAAAAGAUCAGGGACAGCCCACAAUUUUUAAAUGGUAUGAUUUACUGCAUCUUUUACAUUUGCUUGAAAUAGAUUUAUAUCCACUUACAAUUGAAUGUGGGAAAAUGUUUAAGGAAAAAAAUUGUAAUGUUGGCAGCGUCCUUCAGGUGUCAGAGCCAUAGACACUCUUGGGGGAGAAGGGGAAGCAGAGGAAGAGCUGGCUUUGUGGCUUUGUGGUUCACAAGCCUUUAUAAAUAGUAGUGCCUUUCAGAGGGGAGGAUGGGAGUUAAAGAAGUCCAUUGCAUUUAGAUUGACUGAUACUGCUGCAUUCUUUCUUUAUUUUAAAGUAUCUUUGAAAUGAAAACAUCUGAAUAUAGGGUGAGCACAGGACUUCUUGAGCUUCAACCUCAGCUAUUCCUGAUUCAUCCUUUCUUACAGAAAGUCUUUGUUUUUUCUGCCCCAAGUGUCCCCAUUGUUAAAAUGGGAGUUGGGGGAAGGAGGGAGGACAUUCAUCUCAUAGGAAUGUUGGAAAAAUACUUUAGUUGGGAUGUCUAGAAAAUGCUUUGAUUUUUUAAAAGUGCUACACACUGCCAGUCUAAGAAUUUUAUUGACAGUAACUUUGGACAUUCCAGGUUUUCAAUAUUCAUGUCUUAGGAUACCAUUUGUGAGUGAAGCUAAAUUCUGUAAGUUGAUUUUAACUGGAAGUACUAGGUGCUCUUUGUCUUAAUGUCGUUUGGUCUUAGCCUGUAAUUUUGAUCAUUUAAAAGCUUGUCUACAGAAAAGAGCUGAUGAAGUCUUACGUCAGUCAACUGUUUUCUCCAGUAUUUCUUAGGGCAGACACAGAGUGGGAUGCCCUCCAAAGCAACCACUACUCUCUCUCUCAAGCUCUAUGCUCUGGAAAAUUGAUAGAAAAGAACCCAAACAGCCACUUUCUCCACUAGGAGGGCAGAAGUGAGGAUAAAAUAUUUUUUGAUACCACAACUCAUUUCUGCACAGUCCCACAGGUAUCUCUUAAAUGCACAGGUAUAGAAAUGAAUUGAACUGUUGGUUUGGGGAGACAAAACCUUGGAGCUUUUUUUUUUUUAGAUAAUUAGGUGUUUCACUGGUAGCAUAUUUGCUUUCUUGUAGCCUCCAUAAUUCACUGCCUGUGAGGUAACCAUUACUUUUUUCUUGCUUAUGUGGAAGAGCAUGGAAAUUAAGAUUUGUGAGAAUAUGAGGGAGCAAAUAUGUUAUAAACUAGAAAGUGGUUAUUUCUGUGUAUUAACUACUAAACUUUUGUCCCAUGAAUUUGACAGAGAAGGAAAUAUUUCAAAUAUAAGGGGUCUGUGUAGCAGGGCAAAGAUGCAAACUCACCAUCUCCUUGUUCAGUUUUUAGGAAUGUGGACCUUACUCUUUUUCUCUCCUGGGCAGCAUCUCUGUGGAGUCUGGGUUAGACAAACACAGUACAUGAGUGUUCAGUGGAUUUAUUUGCACGAUGUCUCUUCAGAACUAUUUAAAAUCUAGGGUUCAUUUGGGAAUGAUUAAACUCAAGGCAGGGAUAGGAAAGACAAGGUUCACACAUACUCCACUAAGAAGAGGGAAGCUAUCAUGUUAAUAUUUAUUUCCUAAAUGCUAUAAGGCUAGUUGUUUCAUUAACUUUUAGAGGGUUAAAAAAGGACUGAAAUGUGUCCAUAGUACUAUACAUUUUUAAUAGAAAAUAUUAUUCAUGUGAGAAAUCUAUACAGAAAUAGAACACAAAUAUCACAGGUCAUAUUUUCUAUUAAAGGCAUUUCCUCCUCAUUUUCAUUAUAUGUAGAAGUUAGAGGAAAGUAAACAGCAAUUACACUUUAGACAAAUUUUCAUCCUUAAGGGACAUUUAUGGAAACACUGAAAUUAAUACUCACAGGCUAUUGUGUUUUCCUGUCAGUCUGUUUGCAGGAAGAUUCUAAAAUGUCAGAUUUAGUUUUUAUUCAAAUCAUCAAAAUUAACUGUUUAUUCAAGUAACUGUUAUUUUGCCUAGUGAAGAUAGCCAAGAAAGGGCAGGUGGUGGAAAAAGUGCAAAUAAAUUUCUUGAAGUCCCAACUCCUUAGGCUUAAUUUAAGCAAGCCAGCUUGCUAGCCCAAGCAUAGCUAGCCCAAGUGUUCCAUCAAUACCUGACUCCUAUCAAGAAAUGAAUCCACCUCCAGGAGUACUGGGGAACUGCUACUAUGAUCUCAAAGACUGCAGUUAUGGACUGUAAGUUAACAGAAUAUACAUCUUCUCUUACUAACUUAAGCCAUAUCUGUUAUCUCUGUGUUUGACUUUUUUGACCCUGGUGCUUUUACUUCUGUUUCUGCCAAACUUCAGCCUACUCUAUGGGGAAGGUGAGUAAAAUUAAUAAGACAAAUGUGAAGACUGUAAAGGAACUAAACAUACUCUAGAAUGAGAUCCUAGUCAGAGAACAGUAGUGGUUGAAGUGCAAACUGUUGGAAAAUAUGGAUAUAUGUACAUCUGUACAUGUAUAUAGUGUAUAAUAUGUACGUAUAUGUUAUUGCUCAUAUGCUGAAAUCUAUCCAGUUGAAGACAACCCAAGUGGGUCAAUUUUUCUAUUGGAAAACCAUUAAGGGCCAUUCAAAACCAUUAGGAUUGGUAAGUGGAGUUAGAGUCUACUCAUUUGGGAAUUUUUUGUUGUUUUUUGAAGUCCAGUAAGCCAAAUGAACAAAGCCUGAAAUAUAAUUGGGCACUCAUUUAGGUUAUUCUGUUUUCCUGGAAUCAGAAGUAUCUUUAUAUUUAAAUUAUUAAAAGUUGGUUUGCAAACUGCAUUGGUACCUCUUGGUUUUGAGUGACCCUUCCCCAACAAGUCUUUCAAGAAUUUGGGAUGGGCUUCUCUGGCCAUUCAGAUAAAGGGCCUUAUCUGUAAGUGGACAGGUUUCCCCAUAGGGACCAUUACACAUAUACAUAUAAGUAACACAUCGGCUUGUAACAAUUGAUUUGAAAUCAUUCCACAGUAUUGAUAAAUAGUUCUAUAUUUUCAAGGUGCAGAAGAAUUCCACAGCCUUAAUUAUUUCAGUGUCUUGCUGGUCUGCCUUAAGUGUAUCUUCUGGGUUUUUGGUUGUCUUAUUUUUCUGCAGUUGUUCAUUUUGUAUGCACACAAUGUUGUUUUGUAAAGGUAGGUUGUAAAUAUUUUAUUUGUAAGUCAAAAUCACUCAUGUGUAAUGUUGUAAAGUGAUGACCUGCUGUCUUGUUAUUAUUACUACAGUAAAUGUUGUAAGUUAUGGAUGAAACUUCAAAAUGUACAUCUCACAAGUUAUGCAUUCCUAUAAAUAUACUAUACUAAACAUUA